Molecule: messenger RNA, 1871 nt
Organism: Phoenix dactylifera (date palm)
Lineage: Eukaryota; Viridiplantae; Streptophyta; Magnoliopsida; Arecales; Arecaceae
Product: serine/threonine-protein kinase 52
Biological process (GO): protein phosphorylation
Cellular component (GO): plasma membrane
Molecular function (GO): protein serine/threonine kinase activity; ATP binding
Source: RefSeq, a predicted model, not a curated record
UGUUUUCUUCUAUUUGGUUUUUGGGGGUUUUAGGCUUUUCCUCUCCGGUUAGUUGUUUGAUUGGAGGAGGUCGUCUCUCCCCCUGUUUUCUCGCGCGCUUUCCUCCAUUCUUUUCUCCUCUCUAGAAGACCAAGCGAAAAGAUGGUACUUGGGAGCUUCUCCUUGCUGAAUUCUGCCGACUGGCUCUGAUUUCAGGGGUUUGAUUGAGGGGAUUCUGUAUUCCAGGGCAUCUGGUUGCGGACUGCGGUCGUAAAGGAGGGAGCUUUUUAUCGGCUCUUCCUUUGAAUUGCAGUCGAUUGACGACUGAUGGAUGAAAUUAUGGAAAAUUUAUAGCUCUUUGGGGAAAUCCCGCCAUUUGAGAUUCAAUUUUGGCCUUCGGGGGUUGGGUUAACUUGGCAACAUGGAUUUGAGGGCAGGUGUAGAGAAUGGAAGUGUUGGGGGUGCUUCCGAAGCAAAGGAGGGGUUUUCACGAAAUAAAUUGAAGAGUUCUGCGAGCUUGAGUAACAAGGACAUGUUCGUGAGAGCUGAUAAGAUUGACCUCAAGAGCUUAGAUAUUCAGCUGGAGAAAACACUUUCAAGGGUGUGGAUCAAGGAUAAGAGUGGUCAUCUAAAGCCCAAAGAAGAAUGGGAGAUUGAUCUAUCUAAAUUGGAUAUAAGGUAUGUUGUAGCUAAAGGGACCUACGGUACUGUGUAUCGUGGCACUUAUGAUGGCCAAGAUGUUGCAGUGAAGUUGUUGGACUGGGGAGAAGAUGGGUUUGCCACUGAUGCUGAAACUGCUGCUCUCCGAACAUCAUUUCAGCAGGAGGUUGCUGUUUGGCAUAAGCUUAAACAUCCAAAUGUUACUACGUUCAUUGGGGCUUCAAUGGGUACCUCAGACCUCAGGAUUCCACAAAAGAAUGCUACCAGCAAUGACCGCAGUUCCCUUCCAGCUCGAGCAUGUUGUGUUGUUGUGGAGUAUCUUGCUGGGGGAACAUUGAAACAAUAUUUAAUAAAAAACAGGAGAAAGAAACUUGCCUAUAAGAUUGUCAUUCAACUUGCAUUGGAUCUUGCUAGAGGAUUGAGCUAUUUACAUUCAAAGAAGAUUGUGCAUCGGGAUGUCAAGACUGAAAAUAUGUUAUUGGAUACCCAGCGAAAUCUUAAAAUUGCCGAUUUUGGUGUCGCUCGCGUUGAGGCUCAGAAUCCCCAGGACAUGACUGGCGAAACGGGUACCCUUGGCUACAUGGCUCCAGAGGUUCUUGAGGGUAAGCCAUACAACCACAGAUGUGAUGUCUACAGUUUUGGCAUAUGUUUGUGGGAGAUUUACUGCUGUGACAUGCCAUACCCUGAUCUCAGCUUCGUUGAAGUAUCCUCUGCUGUUGUUCGGCAGAAUUUACGUCCAGAAAUCCCUCGAUGUUGUCCAAGCUCUCUAGCAAAUAUUAUGCGGAAAUGCUGGGAUGCAAAUCCAGAUAAACGAUUAGAGGCGGAUGAAGUUGUGAAGCUCUUGGAGGCAAUUGACACCAGUAAAGGAGGUGGGAUGAUACCUGAAGAUCAGGUGGGUGGAUGCCUCUGCUUUAAUCGAACUCGUGGUCCAUAGCGUCCUUGCAUAAUAUAUGUUCGAGGUGCUUCGAAUGUGAUUCAAAUUUGGAAGUUAUUGAUAAUGAGUUUCAUAUUUUUGAGUUGAGAGAUCGAAAUAAGGUGACAUUCAUUAUUAAAUGUAAUCUUUUGACUUCAAAACUAUCGGUACACUUCAAAAUUGACAUCGCAUAGAUUGCUGGCCGUGAUCUUAUUGCCAUUGGUGUUUGUAAGGUGCACCUGGGAAAUAUAUCAUUCGUUAUUAAAUUGUAUUUCCUAAACCACAAAAUCUGAUCAUAAUGCUAAGGGCAUGUUGUUGU